CGGUUACAUAAUUCUAUGCAAAAACAUCCCUCUGGUCCUCAUGUUUUCUCUUCGGAUCCUUCUCAGAUCCCUAAUCCUCCAUCGGCCUUCUCGACCUCUCCAGCCGGCGAGCGACGCUGUCGGCGGUCCUGGCCAGAUCCGGUGUUGGCUCCCCUCCACAGCUUCUUCUCCCUACCUCCUGUCUUCCGCUCCGGCUUCAAGGUCGCGUGGAUCCGCCUCCCGGCCAGGCCCAACGUCGCGCGGCGCAUCAUCGCAGGGAUUCGUCGGCCGUCGCUAGUCGUCCUCGUCGAUGGCCGCGGCCGCCUCGCGCACAACUGCCUAGGUCACCGUCUGGCCUCCACCAUGCCGGACUCCGAUGGGUUCGCGACAGAUCCGAAGACCCGCGGCACAGAGUUGUUAGAGAAUACGCAGCCCAGACGGCUACACGCGCCAGCUCUUCUUCCUGACUCCAUCCCCUCACUGGCUCAGUAUCAAGGCAUAUGAAGUUCCAAGAGCAAGAAACAGUAUAACUGGCGGCAAGAGAAGAACAUUCUGUCAUAUACCAUCAGGAUAGCAAAGCUGACACAAUUUUUUAAAGCAAUGCUUGUUCAGUUGUGAUCCUUAAGUCCUUUGCACUCAUUCUUACUGGUCAUGCACUAGAAAUGAUCAUGUCAACUUAUGUAUCACUUCAUAUGUAUGUAUGUCUCUUGUGGAUGCGCCAGAUUGACAAAUAUGUGUGCUCAGGAAGGGUCUAGUUUGACGUGUACUCGAAUAUUUGUGCAACUGAUGGUCUAGCUUGACAUGUACUCAAAUAAUUCCAAUAUUUGUGCUUGGAAUUGUCCAGUCUAA
Molecule: messenger RNA, 828 nt
Organism: Triticum dicoccoides
Lineage: Eukaryota; Viridiplantae; Streptophyta; Magnoliopsida; Poales; Poaceae
Exons: 2
Coding region: 16-483 (155 amino acids)
Source: RefSeq, a predicted model, not a curated record